GAAGUGGGCCCGGCUCGCCCCCGGUGAACGCGCGAGCCAGAGCGGUGGGAAGGACUGCGGAGGGGGCUCGCUGGGCUCCCAGCCAGACCCGGGGAUCCGGAAGUGGCGCUCGCCAUCUCAACGGUGAGGGAACACCAGCGGGCGGCGGGAGAAAGGGGUUGGGCUCCGCGGGGAGCGAAUGAAACUCCGCAACAGGAAGUUCCUUCGGAGAGGCAUCGCACCCGGAAGUGUGGCAAGACAGCCGCCGCACCCGGAAGUGUGAUGCUUCCGCGGCUACGGGAAGUAAUGGUACCCGGCCAAUUGAGAUACGGGGUUAAAACAGGGAUGUGCAGAUGGAGGCCGGAGGAGACACUGCUGCCCCUGCCCCCGGGGACGCGGAGGACUUGGAGGACACGCGGUCCCCCAGUGAGGAGGCUGGAGACAGUGGAGGAGUUCACGAGGAGCCGCCAGAUCCCAGAGAGGAGGGUCUGGAGGAAACAGGAUCCGAGAUCAAGGACCAGCCACCCGGCCUGCAGUCACCACUGCCCCAGUUGGAGGCCCCAUCAUGUACCUGUCGGCUCUGGGAUCCUGCAGCCUCUGAGAAUAGUCCCUUGGAUGACCCCGAGAGUGGCUCUGGGGGCCAGGGUGGAGACCCCAGCGAUGAGGACUGGCGCAGCAAGAGGAAGCACGUGUUUGUGCUGAGCGAGGCAGGCAAGCCCAUCUACUCGAGGUACGGUAGUGUGGAGGCACUGUCGACUACCAUGGGUGUGAUGACAGCCCUCGUGUCCUUCGUGCAGAGUGCAGGAGAUGCCAUCCGCGCCAUCUAUGCUGAGGACCACAAGCUGGUGUUCCUACAGCAGGGCCCACUGCUGCUGGUGGCUGUGUCUAGGACUCCUCAAUCAGUAGCCCAGCUGCGGGGGGAGCUGCUAGCUGUGCACGCGCAGAUCGUGAGCACGUUGACACGUGCAAGCGUGGCCCGCAUCUUCGCCCGUAAGCAGAACUAUGACCUUCGCCGCCUACUGGCCGGCUCAGAGCGCACACUAGACCGGCUUCUGGACAGUGUGGAGCAGGACCCAGGUGCCCUGCUCCUGGGCGCUGUGCGCUGUGUGCCCCUUGCUCGCCCACUGCGGGAUGCACUGGGCUCACUGCUCCGACGUUGCACAGCGCCCGGCCUGGCACUGUCAGUGCUGGCGGUGGGUGGUCAACUGGUGACAGCAGCCCAGGAGCGGAAUGUGCUGGCUGAGUGCCGGCUGGACCCAGCUGACCUGCAGUUGCUGCUCAACUGGGUGGGUGCACCGGCCUUUGCGGCGGGGGAGGCCUGGGCACCUGUGUGCCUGCCCCGCUUCAACCCCGACGGUUUCUUCUAUGCCUACGUGGCCCGUCUGGAUGCCACGCCUGUCUGCCUGCUGCUGCUCAGCACCGACCCCGAGGCCUUCCACGACAUGGCCACCUGCCGGCGCCUGGUCGAAGACGGCAUGCACACGCUUGGUGCUAUGCGUGCCCUUGGGGAGGCUGUCAGCUUCUCUAAGGCCCCAUCAGCCAUUGCCCUUGCCUACAGUGUGCAGGCUGUGGGGGCAUCAGGCCUCCGGCACUUUCUCUAUAAACCACUGGACAUCCCUGACCAUCACCGCCAGCUCCCCCAGUUUACCAGCCCGGAACUAGAGGCCCCGUACAGCAGAGAGGAGGAACGGCAGCGCCUGUCGGACCUGUACCACCGCCUGCAUGCACGUCUGCAUAGCACCUCCCGGCCCCUGCGCCUCAUUUACCAUGUGGGUGAGAAGGAGACGCUGCUGGCCUGGGUGACCUCCAAAUUUGAGCUCUAUACCUGCCUCAGUCCCCUGGUGACCAAAGCAGGUGCCAUCUUGGUAGUGACCAAACUCCUGCGCUGGGUGAAGAAAGAGGAGGAUCGGCUCUUCAUUCGUUACCCACCCAAGUAUUCCACACCCCCAGCAGUCCCAGCUGCCUCUAUGGACCAAGCUUCCCAUAAUGGCUUAUUUCCUGGACCUUGAGCGGCAGAGCUCCCAGAUUGGGUGUGCUGGGAACAACCAACCACCUUUGGCUUUUACCUUCUGUCUCUACCUUGGAAAUGGGGUGGGCAGGUGUCGUGUGUGCGGGGAGAGGAUGAGUGAUGGUGGUGCAGGUGGUGUCUGUGGUUGGUCCCUCUCUCCCUGGGCAAUGGGGCAAGAGCAAGAUGUGAGGGCCUGCCCACAAACGAGAGAUGGGCGGCAGUAUGACUGCACACAGGUGAGCAGGCUGUAUUACCAGCCCCUCCAUGCAGGUCUACCUUCGGAGAAAUCCUUAGACCUCUUCCCCUCCCUCUGCCUCACCUCCUCCACUUGGAUGAUGUUCCAGCUUCGCCAGGGGCUGUCUCCUCCAGUUCUCAGCACCCCACCCUCUUCCUGCAUCCAGAGUCUACCUGCUCCUUGAGUGUCCAGGGCUGGCCAAGGUCUCUUUGGCUGGCUCAUGGGGGUUCUGGAAUUGGGAAUGCAGGGCCAGGAACUGGCCUGAGAAUAUUUUAAAGAAAGAAAACUGUAUAUCAGAGGCCUAAACCACUCCCCACAAGGACAUUCUUUUGCCCUUCCUGUACUUCAUCCGUAUCCUGUCAUCAGUGUUGGCUGCUGCUGCUAAGGAGAAGGUAGCCUCCACUGUCUACGGGGUAUGUAACCCAGAGCAAAGCCCCUGGCUGCACACAUUGGCUGAGAUCCAGAAUUUUUACAUAGGAGGUACACUUAGCUUCUAAGGGUCAUUCGUGAAAUGGAGACAUCCUCUCACAGGCUAAGUGAGGAUUUGUAAACGAAAAGGGAUUCGAACUUUUGUGUACCACCGCGUAACACAUGCACAUUUGUCCCAGAUUUUCUCACACCCAGCACAAUUACAAGCAAACUGGAGAAGGAGAGACGGCCCUAGGUUUAUAUGUGUAUGCGCAAUACUGACUCCCCAAGCCACCAAGGCCCUAGUUCCGCCCUUGUUUUAUCUAAACGAGUUGCGGAGGCAUGCCACUAACUGCCAAUCAGGGGCUCGGGACGGUCCGCUUGUCAUGAGGAGCAGAUGCACACGGCACGCAUGCGCACUGAAGAGCAUUUCUACCCUCCAGGGUUUUUUUCCCCCCUCCAACCAAUCACCCAAGGCGCAGGCGCGAAAGCCCCGCGUUGGAAAAUGUCGGGGAAGUUGGAGCCUUUGAAAAUGGAGCCGCUGGAAGUCGAGGAGGCUGAGGAAGGUGAAGGUAAUGAGGGCCUCUCCCAGCCAGGGCAGUAAGAUGGAGCCUUGUCCUAGUACGGUAAUGAAAUAUUGUGAUAGCAGUAAAAGUUUUAAAAAGUUAAAAAAGUAAAAUUGUAAGCCUUUUAUAAAAUACUGUUCAGCAAAGUGGGGAGAAAUAAUAUGCAUAUUCUCAUCUAGAUUAACUCAUGUCAGCUUUAUUGGACAUAUUGUUUAGUUUUUUUAAUAUAAACAAUAGACUAAAUAGUAUGCAUCUUUUGUAGAUUCUCUGUGUGUAGAGGAAAUAUACACUGGAACAUUCAGCAACGAACGGGGGUGGACAUUCUCACAAAAAUUACUCUGCUGCUGCCACAUCUAAGAAAAGUAACAGUAAUUCCCCAACAGCACUUGACACCCAGCUCGUAUCACGCUCUGUAUGGACUCUUACAUCUUAAUUGAGAAUGGCACUCCUACAGACCUUUUUCUUUUCUCCAGGGCAUUUUGAUAAUGACACCUACACUCUAGGGAGGGGGUGAAAAUUGUCCUACAGACAAGUGGGAAUUGCAGUCUAGCCAAAAGGAGAGACUUACCCAAGACAGUGAUCCACUAUUGUACCACUAGCAUUUUUUUAACUAUAGGAAUUUUCAAAAUGUACCAAAGUACAGAAAACAGCAUGAUGAAUGCCCAUGUACCCAUCGUUUCUACAGUUGUCAACUUUCUGCCCUCCUUUCAUCAAUCGCUAAACCCCCUUCCUGCACAGUCUUUAAACCGCUAUAUUAAUAAACGUGUUGGAUUGCGUUUUCCCAGACCUUUCUAUGUAGGCAUCAAUAACAAUGAUUAUUUACUUGUUAUUUUCUAACCUGGGAUGUUAGAAUCAUUUAUUGUUUCCCCAAUGCCCAAACAAUGCCUACUUAGCAGAUAGUAGGUGCUCAAUAAUUUUCUUUGUUUAUUGUAUGAAUAAUGAAAUAAUUUUAACAUGGAGAGCGCUCAGGUUAGGGGCAUACAUUGAAUGCCAGCUUUCAACAAAGGAUGGACAGAAAUGAAACAUGCAAAUCUCAUUUAUUAAGCACUUACUAUAGCUAGCUGACUGCUGAAAAAUUUUUAGUUAGUAUCUCAAAUUCAUCAAAAUUGAAGUUAGUAACUUCACCAAAAAUGGAGAAAAUGUAAAGCAUAUCAGGUUCCUAUUUCUAGCCAUCAAAAUUGGCUUUGUAAAAUGAGGGAUAAUAUGUAUUGAUUACUCUCUGGGGAAAAGGUUAUCUCUUUCCUCACUGUGAGAGCUGACCAGGACAGGUUUUGCUAGAGUCAGUUUGGCAAAACACGUUUAGCAUCCAAAAUGCUAUUCUGUAUCGUCAGUCCUAUGCUUGGUAAUCAGGAGAAUGCACAGAUGUGUGGACCAGGAAGGAACAUUGGAGUGUGUUGUUGGAAGCAAAACCCAAGGAACAGUCACGAAAAUGGCUAAAUUUUGGUAUAUCCAUGCUUCGUAUGGAAUGCGUGUGGUGGACUUUUUUUUUAAGCUGCAGGAAAAAAAUAAUUCCAAUUUAAUUUAAAAUAACUAACUUUAAAAGGACAAGGUCAUGAUUUAUUGACACAGAAUGAGCUCCAAGAGAGAUCAUAUCUUGAUGAGAAAACAAUUUGGGAUUUGAAAGGGAGGGUGGGUGGUAAUAUCAACUGUAGCCUUGUGUGGGUUGCAUAGAAAAAUGUCUGCGGGCUAAAGUCCAAACUGAUGGCUUAACAAGGGACUUGGAUUUGGGGAACUGUGCAGAAGUACAGGCAUUUUUGUGAUUUUUUUUUCUUUUAGAAAAAUAUAAGUAGUACUGUACAGUUUUAAAAUGUGAGUAAGAGGGAAAAUUUGAAUCACAUCCAAGGAUCAUAUAUUAAUAUUGAUUACUAUUAACAUCUCGGUUUUGGUGGUUAUACUGUGGUUACCUGGUAGUUUCCCCUUGUAUAGAGGAAAUAUACACUGGAACAUUAAGGAAUAAUGGACCAUGAUGCCUGCAAUUUAUGGUACAGAAAUGGGAAGCCUGAUACAAGGGCAAAUAGGAGCAUGGUGGUCUAUUUCUACAACUUUUAUGUACAUCUUGAAGUUUCAAAAUAAAAUGUUUAAAAGGGUAUCAUGCUCUAUAGGGUGUUUUGUAACAGAUUUUUUUUUUUUUAAAUUAUCAAGCUGUUAGUUGGAUGAUACAAAAGAUUUACUGGUCACCCAUGAUCUUACCUCAAGACUAGAACUAGACAUACAGGGGAGAGAAAAACAGAUGGAACUUGCACAGGUAUGGUUGUAAAAGCCAGCUAUAAAAGAUACAUGGGGACAGAGAGGGAAUCAUGUUCUGGGCACUGGAUGAUAUUAAUGAUCCAGUGAUUAGUGAUGAUUGUUAAUCGUGGUGUUAUUUAUAGGAUUGGAGUCAUCUAAGAAAAUAUCUUCACGUAGUGAGGCUCUUAAUGAAGUAUCUGGGGAUGAAAUGUUAUGAAGCCCGGGACUUGCUUGAAAAUACUUUAGUACAAGAAGCACAUAGCUGAAGCAAAUAUUCGUGAAUAUUAACGAUUGUCAGAUCUGGGCAAUCAGAGUUCAUCAUGGUAUCU
Rhinolophus ferrumequinum (greater horseshoe bat) is the source of this 5751-nucleotide messenger RNA. RefSeq names its product MON1 homolog B, secretory trafficking associated (gene MON1B). NCBI's taxonomy places the organism in Eukaryota, Metazoa, Chordata, Mammalia, Chiroptera, Rhinolophidae. The transcript has 6 exons. The record is from RefSeq and is a predicted model, not a curated record. Gene Ontology annotation, biological process: vesicle-mediated transport; protein targeting to vacuole. Bases 333 to 1988 code for a protein of 551 amino acids.